AUGCCGGUUGACUUGAACCCGCGGCUCCGUGUGCUGUUUGCGGCCACUCCCCCCGAUGGGCGGGGCCAGCCCAGCGCCCGCCCCCUGUCCCGGGAGCGGGCCGCGCCGCGGAGCCCGGCGCCAGGGAGCAGCGGCCGCGGAGCCCCGAGCCCAGGCGGGCGUCCCAACUGGGUCAGGCCCGCCCGGGUCCCAGAGGGGGCGGGGGCCGGGCCCGGACGCCCGGGUCCUCCGGGAGCGCUGGAAGUGGCCCGCGCCCUCUCUCCGCCUUCCUCCUGCCCGCCCCCGCCCGGGCGGCAGCUCCAGGUGGUCCUGCCCCCCUCCCUCUCCCGGGAUGGCCGGGAGGAGGGGGCCCCCGGAGACCCUGACGAGGGACCCUCAGAGCCCCGGAGCCCCCGGCCCAGGGUCCAGGAGGAGGUGGCCCUGAGAAGGCUGGUGGCCACAGAGAUGCUUCUCCCAUCCCGCGCGCCCCAGGGCUGGCUCUCCCUCUCUCUUCUCUGGGGGCUGCUUCGCGUGGCCCCCCAGGAGCUCCCGCCGCUGCCCCCGUUCCCGGGCCCUGAGUGGGACCUGCUGUCCCCACGGGUGGCCCUGUCCCGAGGGGCCCCCUCCGGGCCCCCGCUGCUCUUUGUCCUGGAAGCCUCCCUGGCGGCAGCCCCCGCCAACCGGAGCCGGCGGGAGGCCGGCGUGGGAGCGGGGGCCGGCCGGCGGGGCGAGCUGGCCGUGUGCGACGCCGUCAGCGGCUGGGUGACCGACCGUCGCACGGCCGUGGACCUUCGAGGCCGCGAGGUGGAGGUCCUGGGGGAGGUGCCCGCGGCAGGGGGGGGGCCCCUGCGGCAGUACUUUUUCGAGACCCGAUGCAAAGCGGCGGGGGGCCCUGAAGGCGGGGGCGGCUGCCGGGGGGUGGACCGCAGACACUGGGUGUCCGAAUGUAAAGCCAAGCAGUCCUACGUUCGGGCGCUGACCGCCGAUGGGCAGGGGCGGGUGGGCUGGAGGUGGAUCCGCAUCGACACGGCCUGUGUGUGCACCCUGCUCAGCCGGGCCACAGCGGGGGGGCGCGCCUGAUCCCGAAGCGGCCGC
Messenger RNA from Sarcophilus harrisii (Tasmanian devil), 1074 nucleotides. RefSeq names its product neurotrophin 4 (gene NTF4). Bases 1 to 1059 code for a protein of 352 amino acids. Gene Ontology annotation, molecular function: nerve growth factor receptor binding; growth factor activity. The transcript is spliced from 5 exons. Gene Ontology annotation, biological process: regulation of neuron differentiation; cell surface receptor protein tyrosine kinase signaling pathway; memory. Lineage: Eukaryota; Metazoa; Chordata; Mammalia; Dasyuromorphia; Dasyuridae. The record is from RefSeq and is a predicted model, not a curated record.